Messenger RNA from Mycena citricolor, 3513 nucleotides. NCBI's taxonomy places the organism in Eukaryota, Fungi, Basidiomycota, Agaricomycetes, Agaricales, Mycenaceae. The record is from the annotation of a GenBank genome assembly.
CUGAAAUCAUCAUGUCCAAUCGGCGAACAGUCUCCCCUGUUUCGACGUGCACCGUCUUGACCUGCACAUCCGAUAGAUUCUGGGACGUCUACGACAACGACGAGCUCCCCACCGUCGAACUCGUCCGUGAUGUGCUCGACAACGUCCUACGCCCCAGGAAAACCGUUCUCCGCCAGUCUGACACACGUUUUCGUCUCGACGAUCUGCUGGUGGGUAUGCUUGAAGAAGCGCCGGAUCCGUGCGGACAGCGGUAUGUGGCCGUCGCCCUUUCUCUCGCGCACGAAAAAGGAACGCACGCGGUGAUCGACGUUGCUAAAGCGUGGUUGGAUUACCUCUUCCUACCAAUGCUGACCAUCGCUCGGGCUUUCAGGACUGAGCCUGCCAGCAGCCAGACCCCAACCAUUGACAAGGGACAUGCAGAACUCAGAGACCUCAUUGCAGACCGCGAGCAACAUCGCUGUGCAAUUACUGAGGCAUUCGACCGGAGUUUUGUCACGGAGCUGUUACAACAAGGCCGUGGACAGGAGAUACCUGAUGUCCCGCAGCUGCGGAUGCAAGUGGCACACGUCCUACCGUUCCUGCUCAACGACCUCGACGACCCACCGGGUGUCCACCCGCAAAUUAAGGAUCCUGCUCAGACGCGGGAUAUGCUCCAGUCAUGGACGAACCUUGACUUCAAGAAGCUUUUUGGAUCAAAAAUCAACUCGCCUAUGAACGCCAUCUUCAUGACAGCCGAAGAGCACCAUUCUUUUGCUAGGUUUCGUUUCUAUCUGGAAAAGCACACGUACCCGAAUUCCCCAGACAAGUAUCAAGCCCGAACAGUCCAGAGUGGCAGAAGAUUCAGUAAUGGAAGAGUCUCGACGGAUGUGCGAUUCCGGCAAGUUGAAGGAAUCGACCCACCCAACCCGCAGCUUCUCGAAAUUCACGCAGCUUUUUCGAGGGUCUUGAACCUCUGCGGUGCGGCAGAGUACUUCGAUGGUGUCGAGCAGGAUGCUGAGAGCGGGAUGACGCUGCGUAUGGAUGGCACUACAGACAUUGGAUCGUUAUUAUUGUGUCGAUUGCCUAUGGUCGCCCACUAGUCAUUCUUCAAGCACGGAGAGAGCCUCUUUUUCUCCAUGUAGCCGUCGCCUUUUCCCGUACUGUCUCCGAACUCUCAAACUCAAUCGGGCAGUCAAUGUAACGUAGGUCAGAACUCGAGAGCUAUGAGACAUCUAGGAACAGUACUCCAAAGCUUUUCCCAGUGGUUAGAGACAGGGUAUCCGGACACAAAACGAUCGACCGCAGACCUGUGAAAGAUGCCGAAUUUCAUGAUCAACACCGGUGCAUACACUGAGCUGAGCCUGUUCGCGGUGAAGACACGCUCUCUACCUGCUACCCGAGCUCAUCUCCUUCCUCGGCUACAUAGCCCCCAGCGCGUUCUGCUCCACUCCCUGGUUCUACCGCGAAGGCCGCACGCCUCCCUGUGCAGGCCAUCCGCCGGCCCGAGGGUCAUAAAGCUGCCCAUUCCUGGCGGGGCGACAAGCUCCGCUGUGCGCCAGAGACUGAGCGCCAAUAUCCGAUCGCAGAAGCAGACGACCAAUAAAUAUGAAUGUGCUUAUUAGGACUGAGCGCAACGAUCCUGGUCAGAGAUAAGAUAAAUAACAGAUCGUCGACCAGACAAACUUUUCUGUAUUCGCUUCACAGCGGUAUCGCCGCGUGCAGCGGGAAUUUCCGUCAAAUUCAACGAGAAGCCUCUCCGUGCGUUGAGCAGUACUUCCCUUUGAAUGAACACCGGAUAACGAUCCCGUGAGACGGUGGACACGUUGAACCUAUACUUGCACAGCAGACACGUUCCGGAGCUCUCCUUCAGAAUGCUGGAGAGCGGAGAAAGCGUCAUUGAUUGUUUUGAGAUGCGAAACUGGAGUCGGAACUCCCGGACCGAUGUUUGCCGGGUCAGAAGCUCACGCGGCACUGCACGACGACCCGAGCGUGGUUGCAUCAAGGAAGAGGCGGAAGCGAGGGUCCCAGUGGCCGGAGUUUCAGUGCGGCCUCGCGAGCGAUGUGCACGGGACAGACGGAGCGGUCGUACUGUUGAACCGUAAAAUGGAUCAAAGAGAGAGCUUUGCGACGGCCUGGACCCGGUACUCGAAGCCGAAAAUCACAGCACACGCGUGCAAUCGACUGGGUCCAGACGGAGAAACGCGUCCAUUACAGUAUCCGAUACUUGGUAGUUUCACCGACGUACGUGCUGACGGUGUGUGGUCAUCUGCCAAGACCGGAACAUCCAAGGACCAAAAUUCGGGGAGGGAUCCGCGUUGUCUGACCGUUGAAGCCAGGAACGCACACGCCGUGCCAGGCCUGCAUCAACGGAUGCUGUGACAGUCAGUGGGUCAGCUACUCAAUAAACUCUGACAGGAUGUCCGAGCGCCGUCUCCAUUGAGGUAAGCGGUGAUGCACCGAACACGACGAUGAGUCCCCCGCAUUUGGCCACCGCCACUCCACCACACGAGGUGAUAGAAGAGCUAUUCAAGCAGCUGCACAGUGCGCGCAGUCACUCAAUAAGCGAUCGUUCGAAUAAACGGCAGACGGUAUGGUACUUUCCUUAGUUUGAUUCUUCCUCUCUUCCAGCAGAGCACGCAACCAGAUGACCAACGUCGAAGAACUGAAAUCAGGUAAGAGAGAGCAAGGACGAUGUCGUGCGCUGGUGGGAUGACCCCUCCAUCGCCGGAAAGUGCUAUCGGAUCGCAUCAGUUUGCACUAGAAUGCGAAUGUGGACCUCGACAACCACGACUGUGCGGAUCCCUCGGUCGAUGGUAUCCAUCGUUUCUUGCUCGGAAGGGUCUCGUUGCGGUCAAGUUCAUCUCUGAGCGCGAAAAUCCCUCGGCCACUGCUUUGCCGCUCUUGAUGGCCGUUGCUGUAGAGGCACGUUCCGCCGUGCAUCCAGAACGGUGUGGAAAUGUCGUUCGUGGCGUGAUGUGUUUCUCGUCUGAAAUCCUAGACACGGCGACUCGUGGAUGCGAUUGGAUUAUGUUAGGUGGGUGGGAUGUACUGCGUCGUUUCUCACAACGCGGCCGGCGGACGACUCUAUCGCAGGAGUUGGAUCUCUAGAAAGUCAGUUCUACAGGGUGAGUGCUUGAUCACUCGUUUACAGCAUGAGGCCAUGUCAGAGACGGGGUUAUGGCUCAUGAGAUCCACAGUGGGUACGGUCCGUCGUCGCCACUGGGUCCAUGAGUCUCCAUGCUGUUUUCAGCCCAACAAUCUCCGAGCCCCAUGCGAUGCACGGUAGCAGCGACUCGCUCGAGAUCAAGAGGCUGGAUGCGAAAGUAGAGCAUGGACAGUCGCGCGGAGACACUCAAUCAGCUGACCCAAUCACAAAAAGAGAUGAUGUUGAUCAUGUUUGGUCGCUUACGUUUACCUUCAUUGGGCAUGGACUACGGAUCGUUCACCUCCUGGCAUUUAGAGUGAUGUUUCGAGCAUUUUGGGAAGGUGAAGAACAUUGAUAACUGCCCACCUCGCCUUGAAAAUGCCGGUGAG